Molecule: messenger RNA, 2124 nt
Organism: Elgaria multicarinata webbii
Lineage: Eukaryota; Metazoa; Chordata; Lepidosauria; Squamata; Anguidae
Gene: PLPPR3
Product: phospholipid phosphatase related 3
Exons: 7
Coding region: 1-2124 (707 amino acids)
Biological process (GO): signal transduction; phospholipid metabolic process; phospholipid dephosphorylation
Cellular component (GO): plasma membrane
Molecular function (GO): phosphatidate phosphatase activity
Source: RefSeq, a predicted model, not a curated record
AUGAUCUCUGCAAAGGACAAGCCAAAGGUCCCCAAAGACAGCAUGACCCUCCUUCCCUGCUUCUACUUCGUUGAGUUGCCCAUUGUGGCUUCCUCCAUCGUGACGCUCUAUUUCCUGGAGCUGACUGACCUCUUCAAGCCAGCCAAGGUGGGCUUCCAGUGCUACGACCGAGCCCUCUCCAUGCCCUACGUGGAGACCAACGAGGAGAUGAUCCCGUUGCUGAUGCUGCUGAGCCUGGCGUUCGCAGCUCCCGCAGCCUCUAUCAUGGUGGGCGAAGGGAUCGUGUAUUGCUUGCAGUCCAAGACAAAGGGCCGUGGCAGCUCUGAAGGAAGCAUCAAUGCCGGCGGUUGCAACUUCAAUUCCUUUCUCCGCAGAACAGUCAGAUUUGUGGGUGUCCACGUAUUUGGCCUCUGUGCCACAGCUCUGGUGACAGACGUGAUCCAGCUGGCCACAGGAUACCACGCCCCAUUCUUCUUGACUGUCUGUAAGCCCAACUACACUCUUUUGGGUAUCUCCUGUGACUCCAACCCUUACAUCACUCAAGAUAUCUGCUCAGGUCAAGAUCAGCAUGCCAUCCUUUCAGCCAGGAAAACGUUCCCUUCUCAGCAUGCCACGCUGUCUGCUUUUGCUGCUGUCUACGUGUCGAUGUACUUCAACUCCAUCAUCUCCGACAGCACCAAACUCCUCAAGCCAAUCUUAGUGUUUGCUUUUGCAAUUGCGGCUGGGAUCUGUGGUUUGACGCAAAUCACCCAAUACCGCAGCCACCCCAUUGAUGUUUAUGUGGGCUUCCUGAUUGGCUCUGGCAUCGCAGCCUAUUUGGCAUACCAUGCAGUGGGCAACUUCCGAGCACCAAUCGAGAAGGUCCCCUCCAACCCCCCCACCAAGGAUGCCCUGAGAGCCCUGACCCAGCGUGGCCACGACUCUGUUUAUCACCAGAACAAGUCCGUCAGCACGGACGAGCUUAAUCCCCAAACCCGUCUGGAGGGGAUGAACCGGCAGGUACAGCGAGAGAAGAACUCCCUUGGCAGCUUAAAGAGGGCCAGCGUUGACGUAGACCUCUUGGCACCCCGUAGCCCCAUGGGCAAGGAAAACAUGGUCACCUUCAGCAACACUUUGCCACGGGUCAACACUCCCUCCAUGGAUGACCCCGCUCGCCGCCACAUGACCAUUCAUGUCCCUGUGGACGCCUCCCGAUCCAAACAGCUGAUCACGGAAUGGAAGCAGAAAUCGGUGGAAGGGCGUGGCAUGACCCUGGCAGAGGAAGUUGCCCGACGGGUCGUGUCGGAUUCUUUGGUCGGAGAAGAGGAGGAUCACAUCCCAUCACCCUUGUACCCCACAGUCCAGGCUCGAACUGCGGAGCGCGCCUCCAUGGGACCUCGGGUUCUCAUCCAGCCAAGACCUGGGGCAACUCAAUUAGUCCACAUCCCCGAGGAAAGCCAAGCCAACGCUGGUGCUAACAUUUCACCCAAAAGCAGCUCCGCCGUGAGGGCCAAAUGGAUGAUGAUGGCCGAGAAAGGGACCCAACGGGUGGCCAACCCACCCCGCCUCAUGCAGGUCAUUGCAAUGUCUAAACAACCAGGCAUGGUGUCGGUGACACCCAAACACUCAGAGACGUCCUCCUCGUCCACCAGCUCUGAUUCCUCCCAGUACCGCUCGCCGUCAGAAAGAGACAGUUCUAGCGUCGUCACCAUUGAUGCUCACGCCCCGCAUCAUCCGGUCGUCCAUUUGUCUUCUGGGAACGGGCCUUGGGAAUGGAAAGCCACCCAGAAAGCUUCUGACUGCCAAGAUGCGUAUGAGCUCAAUGAGAUGGGCAAGGAUUAUCGCGGCUUCCGGCCCGCCAAGGGUGCCGGCGUGUCACCCGGCUCUUCUGUCAGCGACAUCGAACAGGACGAACCACGCUACGGCAGCGUAGCCACCAUCAACAUUGCCCCGGGGGUGGGGGCAGGCCCUUGCUUGGUUUCAGCAGAGACCAGCCCUGCAGAAAACAUGUUGGGGGUCGCCAGCCGGGAGUCGACGCUACGGAGGAAGCCCACCAGCCUUACUGUGGGAGACAAGGAUGGGCAAACAGAAGAGACGGAAAACUUCUAUAAGAAGAUGCAAGCCAACCGGAGGUUUAAGGAAUAA